Rhodofomes roseus is the source of this 615-nucleotide messenger RNA. RefSeq lists its product as uncharacterized. The record is from RefSeq and is a predicted model, not a curated record. Bases 1 to 615 code for a protein of 204 amino acids. The transcript has a single exon. Lineage: Eukaryota; Fungi; Basidiomycota; Agaricomycetes; Polyporales; Fomitopsidaceae.
AUGGACUACACCCGCGUCCGCUCGCCCUCCAGCUUCUCCGUGGGCACGCCCUUCCGCCAGCGCCCUGGCGGCCCCCGCGGCCCAAAGUCGCCCACGAGCCCCGGGGCCACCAAGGGCAUCAUCCCCCUCGACCUCUCGGCCCGCGUCGAGGAAGCGACCCCCGCCUACUCCAGCCCCCGCUCGUCUACGUGGUCGCCGUCCUCGCCAGGGCUCGCCUCCGAGCAGGAUCUGCAUUCCGAGUACGGCGGCUCCAGCACCGAGCGCCGCACCACCGUGAGCAGGGCGAUCCAGACAGGUGCGCCGGAGCCCGCCCCCAGCACCCCCAGCACCCCGUCCAUCGCCGCCCCGGCAGUGACGGUCAUCAAGAAGACCCCGACGCUCUCGCCGCCGCCUGCGGUCAACUUCGACACACCGCCCGUGCCAUGGCGCGGGAUGACCCUCGAGGCCGCCCAAUGGACCCUCACGUCCGAGCAGCUCCAGGAAGUCGUCUCCGCGGCCAUCCGCGCGUCCGCGCAGGAGAACUUCAUCCAGCUGGUAUCCCGGCAGACACUGGACGUCGAGCUCGUCCACGAGCUCGAGCGCCUCGACUCGGUGAGUCUCCCGAUCUGCGCGUAG